This is a messenger RNA of Rotaria sp. Silwood1, 486 nucleotides long. The record is from the annotation of a GenBank genome assembly. Lineage: Eukaryota; Metazoa; Rotifera; Eurotatoria; Philodinida; Philodinidae.
AUGUUGCGUAUUGAAAUUAGCCAAUUCUAUUUUUCAUUAUGUCGAUAUUCGUCCACAAUCACUGAUAAUCGUAUAGUUUUUGAUAAUACAUCACAUUUUAUUCAUCACUAUCCUGAAUUUAUCUGUCCACAAAAUUUUCGAAAUUUGGCUGAUUGGGUUUAUAGUUGGCCUAAAAAUACAUUCAAUGAACAUAUUGAAAGUAACGCUAAUGAUAGUUAUGUGAUUGCACCUAAUCUUCCACACGGUAGUAUAAUCUAUAUUCAACCCAACGGUAUUUCCACCUUUUUUCAGAGAAUUUAUCCAUAUUUACAGAAUAAAUUUGUAUUGAUUACCGGUCAAAGUGAUUAUUCAGUACCAGGUCAAAAUCUUUAUUAUCUUGAAAGAUUCGAUUCAAAAAUUAUUCACUGGUUCGGUCAAAAUGGAGAUAUCCAUUCAUGGAGAAGUGAGCGCUUUACUCAUAUACCUAUUGGUAAGAAUACAAUAUAG